Messenger RNA from Triticum aestivum (bread wheat), 1385 nucleotides. Its product is annotated as heavy metal-associated isoprenylated plant protein 41-like. The transcript has 4 exons. Gene Ontology annotation, molecular function: rRNA (uridine-N3-)-methyltransferase activity. Bases 139 to 1179 code for a protein of 346 amino acids. Gene Ontology annotation, cellular component: cytoplasm. The record is from RefSeq and is a predicted model, not a curated record. Lineage: Eukaryota; Viridiplantae; Streptophyta; Magnoliopsida; Poales; Poaceae. Gene Ontology annotation, biological process: rRNA base methylation.
AGCCUCGAAUCCACACUCCGGACGGCAGACGCGCUCCACAGUCCACACACACGGACACACCACCGUCCACGGGAAAAGGGCGACGCGCCGGCGGUGGCGGAGUCGCGGAGAGGGUGCGGGUGAUCGCCGCGCAGGGGAAUGGCAGGGAAGGGGGUGAGGUGGCUCCACCACUACUCCUCGGUGCACAGCAUCCUGAUCGUCGGCGACGGCGACUUCUCCUUCUCGCUGUCCCUCGCCGCUGCGUUUGGCUCCGGCUACAACCUUGUCGCAACAUCCCUCGAUUCCUACGGUUGGGUUCUCCCCGCUCCCUCUUGCCCCAGGGCUAAAAGUCGCAGUUAUUUUUUCCCAUGCCACUUGCCAGCACUGCAGAUUCGGCAGAGUACUCUGAUGAAGGCUUCCUUGCGCAUCUCAAUGAGCAUCCUGGUCGUCGGCGUCGGCGACUUCUCCUUCUCGCUGGCGCUCGCCACCGCCUUUGGCUCUGGGGAGAAGCUCGUCGCCACGUCCUUCGACUCCUACGUAUUUUCUCUGCCGUUUCUCGCUGGCAAUCAUCUUGGGGACGGUACAGUUCAUCUGAUCAGCAUGUACAGCAAAGCGGAAUCAAACGUAGCGGAGCUCAAGAGACUGGGCGCCACGGUGCUACAUAGUGUCAGUGUGAAGAAGAUGAAGAAACGCACCGAUCUCAUGUCUAGACGGUUUGACCGAAUAGUCUUCAAUUUUCCUCACGCCGGGUUCAUAGGGAAGGAGAAUCAGGUGCAUAUGAUCAAGUACGCGUGCUCACUCUCUCGAUACAUAAUAUGGCCAUCUUCUUCACUUGUCUAUUUCUUUCCCAUCAUUUGUCUGACACCUCACACAUGCCAGAGAGUUAACUUCGUAUUAACAUUUUCCUGUGUCGUUGUAGCGCCCAUCGGCUGCUGGUGCAAAGGUUCUUCCGCAAACGCGAGCGGAAGGCUCCGUCCCCUCGGCAAAAUACACGUCAGCCACAAGACGGGGCAGCCGUACGACAGGUGGGAAAUCGAGGGUCUCGCCCUCGAGUUUUCGCUUCUCAAGUUUGAGAUGGUCGCCUUCCGUAAAGAGGAUUACCCCGGGUAUAACCAAAAGAGAGGCGACGGUGACAGGUGCGACGAGGAAUUCCCUCUACGCAACGGCUGCACUUUCAAGUUCCAGCGCCGGCCUCGCUGAGCUUCUGUCGCUGGCGUCGCCGUAAGUUGGGGCUUUUAAUUACGAGCAACUUGUGACGCUGCAAGACCGUCGCGUCGCAUGUUUUCCAUGAUGUAUCUGCGACCGACUUCCAUGGACAUGGCGUGCGUUCUCAUGAGACAUCGACCCAUCACUGUGUAGAUUACUACUCCUUGUAGACUAAAAUGUAUAGUACGUAUUUUAUGAAU